Messenger RNA from Lodderomyces parapsilosis, 2169 nucleotides. RefSeq lists its product as uncharacterized. The transcript has a single exon. NCBI's taxonomy places the organism in Eukaryota, Fungi, Ascomycota, Pichiomycetes, Serinales, Debaryomycetaceae. The record is from RefSeq and is a predicted model, not a curated record. The coding region runs from base 1 to 2169 and encodes 722 amino acids.
AUGACCGAAUCAUUGGCGUCCAAAGCCCCCUUUGAUCCACGCAGCAGGUGGAAUGCAAGAAGAGGAAGAAAACCUCAGGAUUAUGAUUAUUACAGCCAUUUGAACGUUACGACCACAACAAAUUAUGCAAAUGCAUACACCCCGAUUUUGGAUGAAGUCAUUCCCACCACAAAUGGCUUUAUUUCCUCCUUAAGAGACAAUAUCACCACUAUUGCCUCUAAUCCUUCAACCACCACAACCACAACCACACAACACUUUGCUAAAAAUAUUGCCACCACCAAUAUUGCGCAUACUUCAGUUAAUGAAGACACCUUUAAAACUCCAAUUUUGAAUAGGACUCGUGCCAUGGAUUGGCGCACACGUCGUCGUGCCAGAAUGCUAGCUCAAGUUGAUUGUAAAUUGAAAUUGGAUACAAACCAUCAAGAAAAGCUGGAAUCUCCUGAAUUGAAGUUGGAGGUUGUUUGCACGUUACAUGAAUCGAAUCUGAGUCAAGAUGUUGUAUCUGGCUUAAAUGGUAGAGAUCCAGAAUUGCAUGCUAUUGAACAAAGUGCUAAAACUCCUGGUGAAUUUUUGUUAAGGGAAAAAACUUUGGAGGUGUCACAUGAUAUCAACAACGAAGAUGAAAAUGACAAUCAAGUUGAUGAUAUUGCACCUGCUGAUGAUGUUGGUUCGAGAGCAGAUGUGUUUGGUUCCAAUACUGAGAGAGUAGAUAUUCUCGCUGAUGGUUCAACUGAAAUUUUCGCCCAUGGAAUUGUCACUGAUGCCAUUCCUCAAGGAUCACCCUCGAAGGAUGCAAUAAAACCCAAGUGGAAAAGAUUUUUGGGUAAUGCAUUCAGAAAGCACCCAAGAAAGCUUACAGGCACCGGAUCUGAGCAUGUUUGCACUGCAGUGGCAACACAAUCAAUCAAUGAUGAAGUGCAGUCGAAUGGCCAAAUGAAGGGUACUACAGCUCAAAAAUGGUCAAAAUUUGGAAAUGCAUUGAGAAAACCAUUUGUGAAAAAAAGAAUCACUAAAGGUACUACAGAAUUGGCUGCAUCUGAAAAUACCAAGGCGGCCUCCCCACUGCAAGUGAAGAAAAGGUCUAGAAAUUUGUUCAGAAGAAAAGUAAGGGCUUCCAAGUCUGCCCCCCAUUACGAUACUUCGAGUGAUGCCGAUGUUGGCAGCGAAAGCAACAAAGAAGGAGAGCAUGAACCUGAAACUGUCGACCAUGCUGAAACCCCCAAUGGAAAUGUAGCUGAAUGUGUCCCUGUUGUUGAAGAUACGCUGUUUGGAGUGGCUAAUCUGAACCUUUUCUUUCGAGAGCAAUGCGAUAAUCCUUAUUGGCCAUACAAUUAUGAGGGGGAUGCUCCUGCCAAUGAUGUGGAAGCUGCUCCAACCAGUGCUGCAAAAGACGUUCCCGAUAAAAGCAAGAGCAAGAAACACAAGAAGAAGAGGCGUGGUAAGAAAUCAUCUUCCAAGAGUAAGGCGUCUAGUGUGACUGAAUUGGAAUCAACUGCUGGUAACUCUGUGACUGAAAAUGCUUCUUCAUCUGGCGCACAGGCAGAAAGAAGGGCCGCUGAUUUAGCCCCAUUGAACUCUGAUGCUGGUCCAUAUGCUGUUAAUGAAAAUUCUCCAAUGCGUGCGAUUGAUUACGGCUAUGAAGAAACCCCAACGGUGACAAGUAUUGAUUCAGAACCUAGCAUUGAUGAACCCAUUGUGGCCACUGAAGACAACAAUGAAGUUAGUGAAGACGUUCCUAGAGCUACAAGUUGGGAAUCAAUUAGAUUGAGCCGAUUGUCUGAUCAAGCAGCUGGUAUUGCCGGCUGCCAUCGAAUGGAAACUAAGGCACAAAGAUUUAAACAGAAAAUUCAAGCUUUGGGAAAACUGUUUGCAUAUGCAUUCCAUUUUAAGUCAAGAUCAAGCAUCGUUGAAAACGCCGAUGACAAUGACAGAGACGUUGGCAGAGGAACCGUAUCGCCUGAGCAGAAUGGGAAUGCAGCUUUGGAAGAGCCUUUCAUUAGAAAGAAGAAAAAGGUUUCCAGAAUUGUGAAUUGGAAACAAAAGAUCCAACAUCGUUUGAAGAAAUUGGCCAAGAGUGAAGCGGCUACAGGUUGUGAAACUAAUGCAGAUACUGACCAACCAAAAAAUCCUGCUGCUGCUGCUAAAAAUUUCUUUAACCGACAACUUUGA